GACACUUCAAUCAGCUGUUCUUGUCAGCACUAAAAUUUUUGUUGGGCGUUUCACCCACUCUUGUUGAUAAAAACGGCGUUAAACACGUAUUACAUCCGGUUUUAAGAAACAAGAAUAUAGCACAGCUAUAAAAUGCUUGUUCUAGUACUUGGCGACUUGCAUAUACCACACCGCUGCAGCAGUCUGCCGGCAAAGUUCAAAAAGCUGCUGGUGCCCGGUCGGAUACAUCAUAUACUGGCCACUGGAAAUAUUUGCACGAAGGAAUCAUAUGAUUAUCUCAAGUCAUUGGCCAACGAUGUGCACAUAGUUCGUGGUGAUUUUGAUGAGAAUCUCAGCUAUCCGGAACAGAAGGUUGUGACGGUGGGUCAAUUUCGUAUUGGCCUGUGUCACGGUCAUCAGGUCGUCCCUCGAGGGGAUCCCGAAGCAUUAGCCCUAAUCCAGCGUCAACUAGAUGUGGAUAUUCUAAUAACGGGGCAUACGUACAAAUUUGAAGCAUACGAGCAUGGUAAUAAAUUCUACAUCAAUCCGGGCUCAGCAACAGGCGCAUUCAAUCCGCUGGACCAAAAUGUGGUGCCCUCCUUUGUGCUGAUGGACAUACAGAGCACCACGGUGGUGACCUAUGUCUAUCAACUGAUCGGCGAUGAGGUCAAGGUGGAGCGCAUUGAGUAUAAGAAGAUAUAACCAAGUAUUAGCAGCAAUUCAUUCCGCACGCACUGAAAUAUCCGAUCUGUCUUUGAUCUUGGCUUAAACUACGUGAAAAUCUGAAUAUAUGAAUAUAUAUAUUUAACGAGAAAAUUGUAUAAAUUAAA
Molecule: messenger RNA, 809 nt
Organism: Drosophila arizonae
Lineage: Eukaryota; Metazoa; Arthropoda; Insecta; Diptera; Drosophilidae
Gene: Vps29
Product: vacuolar protein sorting 29
Biological process (GO): retrograde transport, endosome to Golgi
Cellular component (GO): retromer complex
Source: RefSeq, a predicted model, not a curated record